AUGGCCUCAUACUUGAUCACAGGGUCUGCUCGCGGUAUUGGCUUUGGAAUAGUGUCCCUUUUGGCCUCUUUGCCAGCCUCACAGGUUGGAAAAGUCUUUGCUACCUCGCGCCAGAACAACUCGUCCAAGCUCCAGGAGCUUAUACAGCAGCAUCCCGACCGCGUUCAGUUUGUUCAGCUCGAUGUAACGGACAAAGACUCUGUGAAGCGGGCGGCGGCCGAAGUUGAGCGCGCCUUGGAUGGAAAGCCGCUGGACAUUCUUGUCAACAACGCUGGGUUUAUGCCAUGGGCAUCUGGAGGAAUUGUGGACGCAAACGAUCUUGCAGAAACAUUCGAUAUGAAUGUAGUCAGUGUCCACAAUGUCACUCGAGCUUUCCUACCAAUCUUAGCAAAGGGAGAGACGAAGAAGGUUUUUAAUAUUUCAACCUCCCUAGGCUCGAUUGCUCACGCAGAUAAAUACACGCAUUUGCUAGUCCCCUCAUACAAGAUCACCAAGGCAGCGCUGAACAUGUUGACAAAGCAGUACGCGCUUGAGUUUGUCGAUGCUGGAUUCACGUUUGUCGUCAUAAGCCCCGGCUGGUUGCAGACAGACAUGGGCGGCGAGAGUGCCGAUCUCACCGUGGAGACCGGUGUCAAGGCAACCCUGGAUAUCAUGCACAGCAAGACCAAAGAGGAUACCGGGAAAUUCUUCAAUAUAAAAGUCGCGGGAUGGGAAAACAAGGAAGGUCCGAACCAGUAUGAUGGUACCGAAUUACCAUGGUAG
Talaromyces rugulosus is the source of this 762-nucleotide messenger RNA. RefSeq lists its product as uncharacterized. Bases 1 to 762 code for a protein of 253 amino acids. The transcript has 4 exons. Lineage: Eukaryota; Fungi; Ascomycota; Eurotiomycetes; Eurotiales; Trichocomaceae. The record is from RefSeq and is a predicted model, not a curated record.